Clupea harengus (Atlantic herring) is the source of this 2587-nucleotide messenger RNA. Its product is annotated as craniofacial development protein 2-like. The record is from RefSeq and is a predicted model, not a curated record. Bases 1 to 1272 code for a protein of 423 amino acids. The transcript has a single exon. NCBI's taxonomy places the organism in Eukaryota, Metazoa, Chordata, Actinopteri, Clupeiformes, Clupeidae.
AUGCUGGCCAAUAGGGCACUGGUGAAGCUCAUAGGCCAAUCCCCUGUGAAGUGGAUAAAAAUGAUUACUGAAACAUUGAUGAAGAAAAAGAAACCCCGCAACCUGGGAGAUGAAGACUCUCCAACCAUACAGGCUGAAGAGGAAAUGAAGACGCAUUUCGAAAACCACACGGAGAGGGUGUGUCAGAAUCUUCUAUCUCCCAGGCAACCCACUAACAUUGCAACCUGGAACAUCAGGACCAUGUACACAGCAGGAAAAACGUCAGUCAUAGCAAGUGAGAUGAGGAGAUACAAGAUCUCUAUCCUCGGUCUGUGCGAAACCAGAUGGCUCCAGACAGGAGAGGUGAAACUGGCCAGCGGUGAGUCCAUACUCUAUUCUGGACAUCCGGAUGAUAAAGCACCACAUACAGAGGGAGUGGCCUUUAUGCUCUCCAAAGAAGCACAGAGGGCCCUCAUCAGCUGGGAACCCAUUAAUUCCAGGCUUAUUACAGCAAGAUUCAAAACUACCCAUAAAAGAAUCAACCUACAACUCAUACAGUGUUAUGCACCCACCAACAACACAGAAGAGGAAACGAAAGACAUUUUCUAUAACCAACUACAACAGCUGCUCCAGGCCAGGAAAGAAAAAGACAUCACUAUACUCAUGGGCGACAUGAACGCAAAGGUGGGAAACGACAACAGUGGAUACCAACUGGUGAUGGGGAAACAUGGAAUCGGCUGCAUGAAUGAAAACGGCGAGAGAUUUGCAGACACCUGUGCUGACUACAAUCUGGUCAUAGGAGGGACAGUCUUUCCACAUAAACCCAUCCACAAAGCCACCUGGAUGUCACCUGAUCACACUACCGAAAAUCAAAUCGACCACAUAUGCAUAAACAGGAAGUUCAGGCGCUCUCUCCUAGAUGUCCGUGUGAAGAGGGGGGCAGACGCUGGGUCAGACCACCACCUACUGGCUGCAAAACUCCAGCUCAAGCUGAAGCGAUGCAACAACCCCACCAACACAAGAACAAAGUUCAACACCCAGCUCUUCCAGGACAUAGGAACAACUGAACUGUACCAAACCACCUUACAGAACAGGUUCCAAGCCCUGCAAGAAGAACAACACAAAUCAGUGGAAGAGCACUGGAGCAACCUGAAAAACAUAUGGAAAGAGGCGUGUCUAGAAGUAGUGGGGAGAAAAGCAACAAACCAUAAACCUUGGUUGUCAACAAACACACUGAAGAAAAUUGAAGAAAGGAGGACAAAAAAAGACACACUAAACAAAAGCAAAACCUGAGCAAAAAAGGCAGCAGCUCACAAAGAAUAUGAAACAGCAAAUAAAGAAGUGAAGAAAAGUGCAAAAUGUGACAAGCGGAAUUACAUUGAGAAUUUGGCACGGGAAGCAGAGGAAGCAGCUGGAAAAAACAACAUCAAAGAACUCUACAUGACCACCAAGAAACUAGCUGGUAAGUUUAGACAGACAAACACCCAGAUCAGGGAUAAACAGGGACGACUUCUCACCACCAAAGAAGAACAACAUCGAAGGUGGACAGAACACUUUAAGGAGCUGCUCAACAGACAGCCCCCUGCCCAAAAGGUAGAGAUCCCACCAGCCACACACACGCUGGACAUCAACUGUGGCCCCCCAACAAGAUCUGAGGUGAGGAAGGCCAUCAAGGAAUUGCGACGUGGCAAAGCAGCAGGGCCAGAUGACAUCCCAUCAGAGGCUCUACAAGCAGAUCUCGACACCUCAACCACCAUGCUCCACCAGCUAAUAAAGACCAUAUGGUUGGAAGAAGGAAACAUACCAACAGACUGGAAGGACGGGCUCAUUGCUGUCAUACCAAAGAAAGGAAACCUCAGGGAUUGCAACAGCUACCGAGGGAUCAUGUUGCUAUCAACACCAGGCAAAGUGUUCAGCCGCAUCAUCUUGGAGAGACUUCGUAAGGGGGUUGAUGAUGAACUGAGAGAAAACCAAGCUGGUUUCAGGAACAAAAGAUCGUGCACCGACCAAAUUGCUAGCCUCAGGAUCAUCAUUGAGCAGUCUAUAGAAUGGCGAACACCUGUUCAUGUCAAUUUCAUAGACUUUGCAAAGGCAUUUGACAGUGUAGACCGUGAAAUGCUAUGGAAACUCAUGGCACACUAUGGAAUCCCCACAAAGUAUACCAACAUCAUCAAGAACAUGUACUGGGACAUGCAAUGCAACGUACUCUUCCAGGGAUGCGCACAAGAAAAAUUCAAAGUACUCACUGGCGUGAAACAGGGCUGCCUGCUUUCCCCUUUCCUCUUCCUUCUGUGCAUUGACUGGAUCAUGGUACAAUCAACCCACAAUAAAAAGACUGGCAUCCAGUGGAGUCUAACAGAACAUCUGGAGGACCUCGACUUUGCGGAUGACAUCGCACUACUCUCCCAUAGCCACCAACAGAUGCAGGACAAAUCCGAACUGCUAGAAAAAACAGCAGCUGGACUUGGACUCAAAAUAAAUGGUCCAAAAACCAAAGUAAUGCGGAUAAACACCAAGAACACGGACCCAAUAACCAUCGGGGACCAGACGCUGGAAGAUGUCGACAAAUUCACCUACCUGGGAAGUGUGAUAGCUGUUGAUGGUGGGA